This is a messenger RNA of Cyphellophora europaea CBS 101466, 936 nucleotides long. RefSeq lists its product as uncharacterized. Gene Ontology annotation, cellular component: peroxisome. The record is from RefSeq and is a predicted model, not a curated record. The transcript has 4 exons. NCBI's taxonomy places the organism in Eukaryota, Fungi, Ascomycota, Eurotiomycetes, Chaetothyriales, Cyphellophoraceae. The coding region runs from base 1 to 936 and encodes 311 amino acids.
AUGCCCGAUCCAGGAGUUGGCUUUGAGUACCCUCGCACGGAGGUAUCAUGGCUCAAGCGCGACGUCUUGCUCUUCGCUGUCAGCAUUGGCUGCACGGUGGAUGAGCUGCCGUUCAUCUAUGAACUCCAUCCCGACUUUGCUAUGUUCCCAACAUACCCCAUCAUCCUCCCGUUCAAAAAGACAUCGCAGGAAGUCAUUGACUUCUACGCCGCACAAGCCGCAACGCCCAUUCCGGGGGUACCUAAAUUCGACUCCAAGCGCGUAGUAGACGGCCAGCGUCUGAUACAGUUCCUCAAGCCGCUACCGACCACGUCCGAGGGCCGCAAGUUCGAACUGCGCUCAAAAGUACUCGGCGUGUAUGACAAGGGCAAGCCAGGCACCGUCGUGGAGACAGAGCAGCUCAUUGUGGACAAAGAGACGGACGAAGUAUACUGUCGCGCCGUUGGCUCUGGGUUCUUCGUCGGCCAGGGCGGAUGGGGCGGCCCCAAAGGCCCGGCGACGCAGAAUUUCCCUCCGCCCAAGGGCAAGGAGGACAAGCCAGAUGUGGUCAGUGAGACACAGCUGACCGCCGAGGCGGCGCAUCUAUACAGGCUGAAUGGCGACUACAACCCGUUGCACGCGACGCCCGAGCCCGGCCAGAAGAUGGGAUUCGGCGGCACCAUCAUGCACGGGCUCUACUCGUGGAACAACACGGCGCACGCGCUCGUCAAGGAGCUCGGUGGCAGUGAUCCAAAGAACAUCAAGGAGUUCCAGGCCAGAUUUGCCGCGCCAGUGAAGCCGGGCGUGAAACUCAGCACCGAGAUCUGGCGGACCGGUGAGAUCAAGGAUGGCUGGGAGGAGAUUCGAUUCCAGACCAAGGUCGCAGGCAAGGUCGUGUUGAGCAACGGCAGGGCGUUGAUGAAGGUGGUGAGCGGGCAAAGCAGGAGCAAGCUCUGA